UGUUUGCUGUCAUGUGAUUAUUCAAAAAAAUUUCUUUCAAAUGCUUGAACUCGAUAAAAUGAAUUUUAAAAUUGUAAUAAUGAGAUAAGAUUAUCUAGGUUGCUAAAUAACGUUUCACUGAUGUUUUCAUUUUUUCAUUUAAGAUCAUAUUAAAUUUAGGUUGGUGAAAUUGUAAAGAAUAUUGAUGCAUUCUGCUUUCAGCUGUUUACAACAGCUUUGUUUCUGCUGUGUUUUGAUUUUGGGGUUAUAAAAUUAUACGUUACUAUUUGGAUAGAAUUUCUACUAUUUUUUGGAAAAAAUGAGUUCCCCGCUACGGGAAGAUUCAGAAGACACUGAAAGUGAAAGUGCAUCCAGUGUUUCUCACAUAGAUUAUCGGAAGUUGAAAAAAGAUGUGAAAUAUAUUGUUUGGCCACCAGUGGAAGUAGAAGUUGAUACGAUUGAUAGCGACAACGAGGCAGACUCCAGCGACGACACCGACCCGCACCCGACAAAAAAGCGCAAAGUUCUGAGAAUGAAACGGAAAAAAGUUGCCAGCAUUCCAUCUCACUUUUGCCCAAAAUGCUAUGAUAAAUUCCCUUCACAGGUAGCGCUAGCGUUGCAUCUACAAGUGCACUACAGCAACGAAAUCUUCUGUCUCACUUGUCAGAAACAAUUUUCCGACAAAUCCGAACUGGACUUACAUUCGAGGCAAGUGCACACUCAGCCGAUGAAGAUCAGUUGCAAAACAUGUUGUAAGACUUUCACGUAUCGUUCGUACGCUUCGAAAGAUGUGUAUCGGAAGGACUUCGUAUGUUUCUUUUGUAAUAAGAAGAGUGUCGACCGAACGAAGGGUAAAUAAUGUUGAAUGACUCAAUAGAUUGAAGGAAAGCAGAAGAUGAUCAGUUGAAAAAAGUGUUGUAAAACCUUCACUUACCGAUCGUAUUAUUAUAUACGUCGAAAAAUGUGUAUCAUAAUUUCGUAUUAUUUUGUAUGUUUAUUUUGUGAUAAAAAGAUCGUCGACCAUACAAAGAGUCAAUAAGCCAAAAUUAUACGUUACCAAAUAAUGAUUUGGUGUGGAGCAAUUCAAUGGGAAUAGGUGGAAUUCCAGUUUUAUCUAUAAAGUGAUACUGAAGACGUUUGUAAGUUCAACUCGAAGAACAAAAGUCUAAAAAUUUGGAUAAGUUUCACCAAAAAGAGUUGAAAAUUUAGAGCUGGAAGUUUGAUAGAAAGAUAACUUCAAGACACUCACUAAACCAGGGAUUCCAACCUUUUUUGUACGAGGCCCCUCUCUGGUUAUUUGGAGACCUCCAAUGCCCCCCUAAACAUAUAAGCUUUCCAUUUUGCAAUACCCUAUUUCCACGGUGCCGUACAUACCAACUCCUACUUGUACAAUUAUGUGCCUACUUGAUACGAUGAGAAGUGUAUUUUUUUGUUCACUGUUGAAUGCAGUAAAGCAGAUUGGAAAGAUUCGAUAAUUGCACGUAUGAUGAAAAUCAUUCACAACUCAGAAGAACUGGAAGUGACCAACAGAAAAAGAUCGGCAAAUAAAAGCUUUCACACAUGCAAUAAACUGCUUAGCUCAAGACUCCUCUCACAUACAUCAAAACUAAGACUAUACAAAACCAUCAUAAGACCAGUACUACUAUAGGCUUCAGAAACAUGGAUACUGAAUAGAAAAGAAGAAAAAGAGACCAUUGUUUUUGAAAUCAAGAUUCUUCGAAAAAUUUUUGGCCCAACACUAGAGAACGGAGUUUGGAGAAUCAAGCACAACUACUAUGUAAUACGCCAAAUAUUCAAUGAACCAGACAUAGUGGGUGAGACUAAAAGCAGAAGGUUACGGUGGACGGGACACAUUCUGAGGAAAGAAGAAAGCGCUCUGACAAACAGUGUACUGAGGAAUAAUCCUAUAGGAAGGAGACCAGCUGGAAGGCCAAAAACUAGAUGGUGGGACCAGGUCCGAGAAGAUAUGAGGAGGAUGGGCCUAAAAGAGGAGGACGCGGGUGACCGAAACUUUUGGAGAGGCUUAGUUGAUGAGGCUAAGUACCGACUGGGGUACGAGUGGCCACCGCAGUAAGUAGUAAGUAUGAUGAAAAUCAAAACAAGUAUUCCAUGAAAAACAACUAUAAUUGCUGAUACAGAAUUUAACUUGUUUUUUGUAGUUUUAAAAACUGUAGUCUUCUUUGAUAAAGUUUACAACUUUAUUGAAACUUUACAAAAACAAUUAUGAAAACUUAGAAAGACUUUAUUUCAAAGUACUGGGGAAAUUAUGUUUGUGAUUUCUUUAUUUAUUCCAUUUGGGUGUCACGUCCCGCCUGGACUUUCUCAACGCCUCCCCCCCCCCCAAGUUGGGAACCCUUUUAGUGACUAAACGGACCAGUGUAGAAUCUCAACAAAUUGAAUCUAUAAAGAAUGUUUAAAAAUUAGUAGCCCAAUUUCCAAAAAUUUAUUAAGAGAAUAAAAAUUUAUUGUUAUUACGUUGAAUAUGUUCCCUACGAAAUUCUGAUCAUUUAUUAUGUUUGUUUUUUUUAUAAAAUUUUGUAUUUUAUGAGUAAUUUAGUAUGUGAUAAGGCAAUUAAGACCUCUUACAUUAGAAAUAAUAAUCUUUUUGAGGUCGGACCAUUCAUUUAAAAACACUGUAUGGUUUCAUCAAAUAAUAAUUAUAUUCUCAAAUAAUAAUAAUUAAUAAGUAAGAUUCCUGAUAGUUUGUUGUAUUCUUGAAUAAAGUUUAUUUUGCUACCAUA
This is a messenger RNA of Nilaparvata lugens (brown planthopper), 2720 nucleotides long. Its product is annotated as gastrula zinc finger protein XlCGF67.1. The coding region runs from base 299 to 838 and encodes 179 amino acids. The record is from RefSeq and is a predicted model, not a curated record. Lineage: Eukaryota; Metazoa; Arthropoda; Insecta; Hemiptera; Delphacidae. The transcript has 4 exons.